CCGAGUUUAACCGAGCGGGGCUGAGUCGAGCCUAGCGGAGGUGAGCGGUGCCAAGCAGAGCGGAGUCAUGCUGGGCAUGAUCAAGAACUCCCUGCUGAGCACGGUGGAGCCAUGGCCUUACCAGGUGCUGAGUAAGGGGAAGAAGGAGCAGCUCAGCUACGAGGAGAGGGCGUGCGAGGGCGGGCGGUUUGCGGUGGUGGAGGUGGUGGGGAAGCCCUUUGACGAAGCCUCGAAGGAAGGGGUGCUCAAGCUCCUCAAGUACGUCGGAGGAACCAACGACAAGGGGGUUGGAAUGGGCAUGACUGCUCCUGUCUCCAUGACUGCUUUUCCUGCUGAAGAUGGCUCCUUACAGCACAAAGUGAAGAUCUCUCUGCGGAUCCCGAGCCAGUUUCAAGCCAACCCACCUUGUCCUAGCGAUGAAAGCAUUAAGAUUGAAGAGAGACAGGGGAUGACCAUUUAUUCCACGCAGUUUGGUGGCUAUGCUAAAGAGACAGAUUACGUGAACUAUGCUGCCAAGCUGAAGUCUGCUCUGGGGAGUGAAGCUGCAUACCGGAAGGAUUUCUACUUAUGCAAUGGUUACGACCCCCCUAUGAAGCCUCAUGGGCGACGCAAUGAAGUCUGGUUUGUGAAAGAGUGAGAAUCUGGCUCCCUGUGGUGCUGGCUUGCACUGAUGAUCUCCCCAUGCUAUGUUCCUGUCCUCUUCAAAAUAAACUAAUAAUUUAGCAGAGACA
Messenger RNA from Tyto alba (common barn owl), 731 nucleotides. RefSeq names its product heme binding protein 1 (gene HEBP1). The transcript has 4 exons. The coding region runs from base 68 to 637 and encodes 189 amino acids. The record is from RefSeq and is a predicted model, not a curated record. NCBI's taxonomy places the organism in Eukaryota, Metazoa, Chordata, Aves, Strigiformes, Tytonidae.